CGCACCGCCCGAUCUCACACACACACACACACACACACACACACACACACACACACACGGUCCAUCCAUCGAUGUCUAGCAUUAGCUGUCCUGUGCUUCGUCUUCACCGUAACACCAGUCCGUAGAAGCUGCCAUGACAGCUCUCACCUCGAGGGAAACAACAGUUGAAGAAACUGCAUUUCGCUGCUGUGUUGGAUCCGACUGAGCGAGGGGACGUUUGGUGGAAACCUUAAGUCAUCGACCGACCGAGGGGAGCGGAGCAACACGUUACACCAAAAUGGCAACCCCCUAUGUGACAGAUGAAUCUGGGAAAUACAUUGCUGCCACUCAGCGACCUGAUGGAACAUGGAGGAAGCCGAGGCGGGUGAAGGAUGGUUACACCCCCCAGGAAGAAGUCCCAGUCUAUGAAAACAAGUUUGUGAAGUUUUUUAAGAGCAAACCCGACCUGCCCCCUGGGAUGAGCCCGUCCGACACCGCUCCGGCAAAGCAGCAACAGCAGCAGAAGAUCCCCGGUUGCGGGGACAGCGAGACAGCUGGUCUCUCAAAGUCUGCCAAACGCAACAUGAAACGCAAAGAGAAGAGAAAACAGCAGCAGCACCAGGACGGGGACGUGGACUCGGUGAGCGACGCUGUCGAGAACAUGUCCAUUUCAGAGAGUGGCGAGUCUUCAAACAAGACAGAAGAAGCGCCGGUCUCCGUCUCGUCUCCCAAUGAUUCCUCAGCAGCAGCAGCUGAAAAGGCCAAGAAGAUCAAAAACCUGAAAAAGAAGCUACGACAAGUUGAGGAAUUGCAGCAGAAAGUGGACUCAGGGGAAAUAAAGGAGCCGACAAAGGAUCAGUUGGAAAAGCUGGGCCGGCUUCAAGCCUUAAAAGAUGAGAUAGAGCAGCUGGAGCGUGACUCUUGAAGCAAUAAAGGAAAGCAGAAGAGUCGGACAGAAUAUACAUACAAACAUACUGAAAGACAGGGAAGGGACCUUUGCAGCUUUGUGAUCAUAGCUUCCAUUAAACAUAUUCUACCUAUUUGAUAUUCAUCCUGAACUCUGGAAGUGAACACAGUCCCAGCGCCUUUCAAGCAGAGAGUGACAGGAUGUAACGCAGCAGGCGUCACAUCUUCAGACCUGACGGGCCUGUUUUCUAGAAUCAGAUCUCCAGAUAACAUUAAGACUCCUGCUCGUACGCUCGUAUCGACCAGGCUGUUCAUUUAUAAAUAUCUUUUAAAGACAUCAUCGUGAAUUGUUUUGUGAGUGUCUGUCCUUUCCAUUUUGUACCUUUCAUAGCAUCAGGUAUUAUUACGGUAUUACUUGCACAUGAAAUAUUUUCUGUUUAAGAGAAUAUAGUUUGUUGACUCGUCUGCUCUGAGAAGUAACACAACAUUUUUGUCAGUAAUUCGAUGGCCUCUUGUAGUAGCACUAAUGUUGAGCCAUUGUCUAAACAGUCAUUACAUCGAUUAAAACGACAUGCUGCGAAAAA
Messenger RNA from Epinephelus fuscoguttatus (brown-marbled grouper), 1469 nucleotides. RefSeq names its product PYM homolog 1, exon junction complex associated factor (gene pym1). Lineage: Eukaryota; Metazoa; Chordata; Actinopteri; Perciformes; Serranidae. The record is from RefSeq and is a predicted model, not a curated record. Gene Ontology annotation, cellular component: exon-exon junction complex; cytoplasm. Gene Ontology annotation, biological process: exon-exon junction complex disassembly. The transcript is spliced from 3 exons. The coding region runs from base 278 to 904 and encodes 208 amino acids. Gene Ontology annotation, molecular function: RNA binding.